CAGCGCGUUUCUUUUGAACCUUCAGCAAAAUUCGCUGCGUAGGAGUGGUAAAACAUCAUUUUGCAAACAGUGGCCAUGAGAUUGCCGUCAUUCUAAGCACUAUAUCGACUCUCGCCGAAUCAUUCUAGAAGCUCAAGACAUCUCCACACACAAAAAAAAACAUGCCUAUUAAUACUCGCGAGCUGAUGGAGGCCGUCGGAACCCUCACGGAUAAGGAAGGUAUGCGGGUGACGCUGAAGAGCAGCGCCAAGGGGGCGGCGGUAUGCGGUGCCAGUUGCUUCGUCGGAGGCCUGGUCGCUGGUCCCGUAGGGUUGGCCGUCGGCGGUACGAUCGGAGCCAUCAGUGCCGGGUACAUGAGCCGCGGUCGGUUCCGCCCGGUCAGUCACAUCAUCAUGCAGGAAAUGUCCGACCGGGAGCGGGAGAAACUGAAGGACCAUCUGGUGGCCGCACUGUCCGAGUUUCAUCCAACCGACGUGGCGAUGUUGUUGCCCCUGCUGAUGGGCAAUGCGGCCGCUCAGCGAGCGGUGCUCAGUACGGUGGCCUCGUUCAUUACCAACGAGAUGCGAAUGCAGAUCGUCGAUUGACGACGGCGGCCAGGACGGGGGUGAUUCUCUAGUGGUGCAACUAAGGUAAAAUUUAUUUGUGAUAGGAUAUUUUUCAAUUGUUAUAAACCAAAUAACGACGGAUGGAUGCAUGUGGUGUGGACUAUUUUAUAACGAAUAAAACGGUUCGAAUGGAUAGGUUUUAGAAAAAAAAACACUUUCUGUACAA
Messenger RNA from Aedes albopictus (Asian tiger mosquito), 771 nucleotides. Its product is annotated as protein C19orf12 homolog. Lineage: Eukaryota; Metazoa; Arthropoda; Insecta; Diptera; Culicidae. The transcript has 3 exons. The coding region runs from base 162 to 584 and encodes 140 amino acids. The record is from RefSeq and is a predicted model, not a curated record.